This is a messenger RNA of Oryza brachyantha (malo sina), 1020 nucleotides long. Its product is annotated as protein CURVATURE THYLAKOID 1B, chloroplastic-like. The record is from RefSeq and is a predicted model, not a curated record. Lineage: Eukaryota; Viridiplantae; Streptophyta; Magnoliopsida; Poales; Poaceae. The coding region runs from base 215 to 751 and encodes 178 amino acids. Gene Ontology annotation, cellular component: chloroplast thylakoid membrane; thylakoid. The transcript has 6 exons.
GCGCGAAAACGUGUGGUACCCAUCCCACGCUUCCCCAACUUUUAUCUCCCACCUCCGAAUCGCCGGGCCUCGGAUCACCCUCCGAAUCGCCUAUAGCUCGCCGCGCCGGCCGCCGGAUUGACGAGACGAGACGAGACGAGACGUGCUCCGAUCAGAACGACCGAUCGUACUAGCUACGUGGAGAGUGGUCAGUGCUACUACGUAGUGCGGCAGCAUGGCCCCGACCGUUGCUACCACCGCGUCGCCGGCCGCCACGGCGGCGGGCGUCGGCGGCUCGCCCGUCGCGGCGGCCGAGGUGAAGCCGGCCAAGCGCACCCUCGGCGGCGGCCUCGGCCUCCCAGCGCUGCCGCCAUUGCCGGGCCUCGCCUCGCACGGCCAGCCUCGCGUCGCCUCCUUCUGCAAGAGGCUGGCGAGGAACGUGGUGGCCAUGGCGGCGGGGGAGGCGCCGGCGGCGCCGCUGGCCGCCAACGCCGAGAUCACCGAGUUCAUCAACGACCUGAAGCAAGAGUGGGACAGGAUCGAGGACAAGUACGCGGUGACGACGCUCGCCGUCGCCGCCUCGCUCGGCAUGUGGAGCGCCGGCGGAGUUGUGUCGGCGAUUGACAGGCUCCCUCUCAUUCCUGGCCUGAUGGAGGCCGUUGGCAUUGGGUACAGUGGGUGGUUUGCAUACCGAAACCUGCUGUUCAAGCCUGACAGGGAAGCUUUCUUUGCAAAGGUUAGGGAGGUCUACGAGGAUAUAAUCAGCGGUUAACAGAAAAUACUACUUAUAUACAAGCUCAGUUCAAGGGAGGCUGCUACCGUAUUAUCAGUAGAAUCUAAUUUAAUUGUUCUUACUCGAUGUAUGUCUAUAUAAGUUGGACAUUACAGCUAAAUAACAUUUCCAGAAUGUUUACUCAGUGUGUGGCAUACAAACGUUUGGGAAUUUUGUUGGAGAAUUACCUCAGAGUUGAAAUGCAUUGUCCACUGUCCAAAUGUUCUGUCAACCAAAUUGCAUCUCUCUGUUUUUAGAGAGAGGGAGAG